CACACACACGCACACACACACACACACACACACACACACACACACACACAACCCGUGGCUGCACAGACGGAAACCCCACUCACGGAUCUACUUCCGGUCAGCAAGGUCACCCUCACGGAAGUCGCGCUCCGGGAUCCAGUUUCCGGUCCGGAAUCAGACGCGGAAGCGUCGCUCCCAGCCACGACAGGAGCUCGCAGCGACAGCGCGGACGGUAGCGACGUUGGCGAUGGCGCUGACAACAGUUGGUCACGUAGCGAUGGCGCCGUUGAUGAUGAGGAGGUGGCCACCCAGACAUAUGGCCGGACAAUGAAGGAUGUGCUUCGCAGUGUUAGAAGCAGCGUGCUCAAGCACCUACCCAGUCACGCCGCGGCGCCACCGGCGCACCCACACGACGACUCCUCGGACGCUUACCGUAACGAUCCGGAAGAUCUACUAGAACUCGGACUCAAGUACAAUCCGAUCUAUCAGGAUUCGGAUCCGGACAGCGGGGGCGGCAGUGAGCAGGAGGCGGCGGGUGACGGAGAGAGCGUGCGCGGCAGUCUACAGAGCGUGCGCGCCAGUCUACAGCUGCUCGACGCGGCAGGCGACGGCAGCGCCAGCGACGGCGAGCGGCCGAUUUACGCGGUGCCUUACGCUAAUCUAGAAG
Messenger RNA from Priapulus caudatus, 646 nucleotides. RefSeq lists its product as uncharacterized. Lineage: Eukaryota; Metazoa; Priapulida; Priapulimorpha; Priapulimorphida; Priapulidae. The transcript has 2 exons. The record is from RefSeq and is a predicted model, not a curated record. The annotation marks the transcript as partial.